AUGAUACAGAUCCGUAACCAACAAGAUCUCGAUUAUGUAAUUCAAUUACAUGAAAAAGCUGGUAGUAAACGUCGAAUGAGACUUAUACUUUCACAAAAAAGAGAUAAUUAUUCCGAAAAUUCUGGCCCUCCAUUAACUCCACAUUCACCUAUCUCUUGUGGUGUUUUUACUGUUCCAAAUGGUUUUGCAGAGACAACAUUAUCUGAAACUUCUUCUCUUUGGUCAUUAAUCAGCAGUUCCUCUACAAAAAGAACACCCGGAGGAACACCUAUACGAUUUUGUGGGAAACGGGGAGAGACUUCUUCCUUAGAUGCAGAGAGGUUAUCUGACACCCCCACACCAAGAGUACCUAAUAAUUGGCGUGAAGGACGGUGUCUUGGCCGUGGAGCAUAUGGCCAUGUAUUUGUUUGUUUAGAUGUUGACACUGGAGAACAAUUGGUAGUCAAGAAAAUUUAUUUGAGAGGUCACCAACAACGAAGCCGAGUAAUGGCAACAUUAGAAAAUGAAUUAAACAUGUUGGGCACUUUAAAACAUCCAAAUAUUGUCCAAUAUGUUGGGAUAGUUGAAAGGACAGAUUGUGUUAAUAUUUUUAUGGAAUUAAUGGCUGGGGGAUCUUUGAAAGAUCAGAUAAGCGAGUAUGGAGCAUUAAGCGAACAAAUGAGCAUUCUCUUUACUUCCCAAAUUCUUGCUGGUUUAGCAUAUUUACACUCAAAGGACAUUGUUCACAGAGAUAUUAAACCUGCAAAUAUUUUACGUCAUACAAGUGCUCGUGUUAAAAUUGGGGACUUUGGAUCAGCUAAAUUUCUCCAGGCAAUUUGCAGUGAACAAGGAAUUGAUAUUCAAGGAACUCCUCAUUAUACAGCUCCAGAAAUUAUUCGUUGUGACCGUCGUUAUGAGCCUAAAUCUGACGUUUGGAGUGUUGGGAUCACUUUAGUCGAAAUGUUGACAACACAAACACCUUGGGCAGGUAUAGAACCAUUUGCCAUUCAUGUCAGAACUAUGCCAGAACCGUCAUUGCCUAAUGGGCUUUCUUUGGCGUUAAUUGAAGCGAUUAAUUUAAUGUUAAAAAGAAAACUUGAGGAAAGGCCAACAGCCCUAGAAUUACUUGGAAUUAAACCAUUUUGUAGUUCUGAUGAACGAUUAGAUGUAGUAGAGGAGGCAAAGGAAGGGAGAGGAGUAAUUUUGAAAAUUGGUCAUAAUGGGUAA
Molecule: messenger RNA, 1206 nt
Organism: Meloidogyne enterolobii
Lineage: Eukaryota; Metazoa; Nematoda; Chromadorea; Rhabditida; Meloidogynidae
Source: the annotation of a GenBank genome assembly